AUGGGCGACUUACCAGUACCGCGCAUAAAAGCCAGUAGAGCUUUCCUAAACGUCGGCGUUGAUUAUGCAGGCCCCUUCAAUAUCUCCAUGAGUCGUCACAGAGGCGCUCGAACCCACAAGGUUUAUAUAUGCUUGUUCAUCUGUUUAGCCACUAAGGCGAUAGAUCUCGAAUUAACUUCAGAUUUAACAAGCGAUACAUUUUUAGAUUGCUUAAAACGAUUCCUAGCCCGGCGUGGUCCUAUUAAAUGUAUUUACUUCGAUUUUAAUCCACCGUUUGCCCCACAUUUUGGGGAUAUAUGGGAAGCAAAUAUUAAAUCAGUGAAGACCCAUUUGUUUAAAGUUAUAGGGUUGCAAAUUGUAUCCUACGAAGAGUUUAAUAUCGUCCUCAAUCAGAUCGAAGCCUUACUAAAUUCAAGACCGUUAUGUUGGCUGGGCAAUGAUCCAUCGGAUUCUCAACUUCUUACGCCUGCGCACUUUUUAAUGCAAGAGCCUCUGUCGGAUUUGCCCGUUGACUAUGAAAACUUGAAUUUGACUAAAAGAAAAGAAUUGCUCGAUCAAAUUGUCGCUUCUUACUGGUCCGCUCGAGCACGUCCGCUCCAUUGGGGGUUGGGACGAGUUAAAGAGGUUUUUCCGAGUCCCGAUGGAGUGGUUCGAGUGGCAUUGGUAAAAACGGGAAAUACCCUAAUCAAGCGGCCUGUGGUCAAACUGUGCCCCUUAUCAAUUCAAUAG
Molecule: messenger RNA, 729 nt
Organism: Ctenocephalides felis (cat flea)
Lineage: Eukaryota; Metazoa; Arthropoda; Insecta; Siphonaptera; Pulicidae
Exons: 1
Coding region: 1-729 (242 amino acids)
Molecular function (GO): nucleic acid binding
Source: RefSeq, a predicted model, not a curated record